GUUAAACUGGCAAUACAUGAACUCAUUAGACUAUUCUGCUUUAUCAGUGAAUCCACAGGGAGAUAUUUAAACUGAAAUAUCAAAAGUGAAUUUAAAUGUAAAUGUAUUCUCAUGAAAUGUAGAGGAAGAACUUUACACUAUGUGAUGGAGAGAGACUACAAGUUCAGUCUUGAAAAACGACAGAAUUGUUACAAGUUAGUUUCUUAAGGAAUUUUAAUUUUCAAUUAUAUUUCUUUUGGAAGAACCCUAAAAAAUUCUAUUGAAAGAAUAAAUUAAUCAUAUGCAGAGUAAGACAUGAUGAAAGAUUAACUUUUAUCUUUUAUCCAGGGUAAAGUCUUUUUCUUUUGUAGGCCAAACAUUUUAUGUUUUGUUUUAAAUUAGAAAAAAGAUGAAGUGAAAUUGGGAGGUUCUACUCACCGUUUCUGAACAAAAAACGAAAGAUUAUGUGUUUAUUUUCAAAUGAGGUUUUAGCUCUCUGUGGUUUUUAAUGAGAAUUUAUUAAAUCGCUUUGUUUUAGGUAAAAGUGAAGCAUAUCAGCAUUUCUUGCCGUUUAUGAGAAAUACAGAAUUUUCAUAGAAUUUGUUUCUACAUAAAUCUUGAAAAAGUUUCUGUAUCUCAACAAACGCGCGCAGAACAAGCAACAAAAUAACCUGAAAAGCAGUGAAAAUUUGAAGUGUUUGCUUUUAUGGUUUCACUUUUCUGGAGAACGUUCUCGAUUCCCGCCCUUUCUUUGUCAUCACGUGGCUUCAAUUCAAACCCUUCCUGAUCCACUGGGCCGUCCAAUCACAGCCAGGAGACGCUGCAGCUCAAUUUCCAUACAGCAUGUAUAAUAUCAGCUGUUUCCUCUCCAGCAGCUCAUUCGUCGCUGUAAGUUUCCAGAGACAACAUGCCCGAACCCGCCAAGUCUGCGCCCAAGAAGGGCUCCAAGAAAGCGGUCACCAAAACGGCCGGCAAAGGAGGCAAGAAGAAGAGAAGGACCAGGAAGGAGAGCUACGCCAUCUACGUGUACAAGGUGCUGAAGCAGGUCCACCCCGACACCGGGAUCUCCUCCAAGGCCAUGAGCAUCAUGAACUCCUUCGUCAACGACAUCUUUGAGCGCAUCGCCUCCGAGGCCUCCCGUCUGGCUCACUACAACAAGCGAUCCACCAUCACCUCCAGGGAGAUCCAGACCGCUGUGCGCCUCCUGCUGCCCGGUGAGCUGGCCAAGCACGCCGUGUCCGAGGGAACCAAGGCUGUGACCAAAUACACCAGCUCCAAGUAACCAGCUCUGCUGCUGAUGCUCCAACCCAACGGCUCUUUUAAGAGCCACUCACUGCAUCUGGAGAGCUUUGAUCAUGACUGAUAUAUUUUUGCAGAACAAAGAAAUGGUGGAAAUUUCAAGAAGGUGAGAAAUUUUGGAGGUGAAGGUUUAAUUCUUUAUCAUUUAAGAACCUUGUGAAUGAUCAUCUCAAAGUAUUAGAUGUCAGAUUUUUUCUUCUUGCUGGCUCCUUUUCAAUCAAGUUCAUUUGUGCAGCACAUUUCAGCAACAUUGAGGUUUCGAAGCUUUACAUAAUAAACACAAAUAU
This is a messenger RNA of Xiphophorus couchianus (Monterrey platyfish), 1565 nucleotides long. RefSeq names its product histone H2B 1/2-like. Gene Ontology annotation, cellular component: nucleosome. Bases 887 to 1261 code for a protein of 124 amino acids. The record is from RefSeq and is a predicted model, not a curated record. NCBI's taxonomy places the organism in Eukaryota, Metazoa, Chordata, Actinopteri, Cyprinodontiformes, Poeciliidae. Gene Ontology annotation, molecular function: DNA binding; protein heterodimerization activity; structural constituent of chromatin. The transcript has a single exon.